This is a messenger RNA of Penicillium canescens, 4368 nucleotides long. RefSeq lists its product as uncharacterized. Bases 1 to 4368 code for a protein of 1455 amino acids. Gene Ontology annotation, biological process: DNA integration. Gene Ontology annotation, molecular function: nucleic acid binding. The record is from RefSeq and is a predicted model, not a curated record. The transcript is spliced from 3 exons. NCBI's taxonomy places the organism in Eukaryota, Fungi, Ascomycota, Eurotiomycetes, Eurotiales, Aspergillaceae.
AUGGAGACGGCAUCAAUGCUCUCCGCCCUGAAGGGCGAUAAACUGAAAGACUCGUCACAAUGGCGAGCAUGGCACAAGAGGAUGAGGGCAUUCGCAAUUAAUCGGACAGUCUGGGACCUUUGCAACCCCGACACCGAUGGAGCCCUUCGUCCGAAGGCUCUGAGAGAGCCACAGGAGCCUGAGUAUCCGCUGGAUGCGGAUCCUGAAGCUAAAAAGGAGUGGAGAGACCUCUUGGAGGUCUACAAAAUUGGUGCCAACCGCUGGGAGAAGCAGCGGAAGGGCCUCAAUGAAGUGAAUGAGUAUAUCAUCACCUUCGUGGAUAGCGGUCUCCGUGACGCAGUCCUCGAAUUCGACACCCCGUAUGACCGUCUAGCCUAUCUCAAGACUAGGUUCGCGCGUACGCCCGCGUUCAAGGAAGAAAUUCGGAUGCAAUGGAGAGCUUUCUCGACCGUAAAACCAGCGGGGGAUAUCGAGAAAUGGCUUGCUUCGUGGACCGAGCUAUGGCAGCAAGCAGUUAGCCUCCAGCUUCCUGAAGUUGAGAGCGCAAACCAGGACUUCUUGCAAGCAGUCAAAGAGGUCUUACCAAUCUGGUGGCAGGCAAAAUAUCAAGAGAUAGUGAUGAAUGGAGCCUCGUACGACACUCAGGAUUUGAUUGAGUCCUUCAGAGGCCUGUAUCGAGAAUUUGGACCAUCGGAAGCAUUACAGCCGCCAGCGUUAAAGGGGUCUUUCUCCACUUGGCAGGGUCAUCAGGAAGCAAGAAAUGACUCUAGGAAGCCAAGGGAAGACAUACCUUUUGAGAAAAGGCCAUGCCCAUGCGGCAGCAAGCAUCCGAAGCAUCAACUCACGAACUGCUGGGUCGUCAAUGAAGCAGUUCGACCCGACGGUUAUCAGCCAAAGAGGGAAAACCUCCAAAAAAUGGAGAGAGCUCUAUCGGCCGACCCAGCAUGGAGGAAAUGGAUCCAUGAAACCAUCGGAAAACCCAUGGAAAAACUGUCAAAAAUGCCGGCAAAUGCCGUCCAAUUAAACCUAGGAAAUACGUCCUUUUCAACCCAGGAAAUUGGGUCAAAAAUUGCUAUCUCAGCACUUCAUGACCGAUGGAUUCUUGACACCGGCUCCGGCGUCCAUGUCUGUAAUGAGAGAAGCUGGUUCGUCAACCUCACGCCAGUAAAGGAAGCUCUCGUAACGGGAGACGGCAGUACAGCCGUCAUUGGACGAGGGACGGUGAAGCUCACCGGCGCGGACCCGAUAUCAGGGCAAGAGAAGAUCAUCACCUUAAGCAAUGCUUGCUACGCGCCUGGGUUCCACGUCAACCUAGUAUCGUACGCUAGGUUGCGAGAAAAGGGUGGUGAAUGGUCUGAAGCUAAAGGGUAUAUCCAGGACCACCAGGGUAUCCCCAUAAUUAGCUUGCAUCUUAGGAAGCAGCACGGGUUGUGGAUCUUUGACCAACCCAAUGAAGCUUUUCAGACCACUGCCAAUGCAGUAUCCUCGGCACCAAGGCAGGAAAAGGGUUCAAUGGAGCUAUGGCAUCGACGUCUAGCCCAUAUACAGCCUGCAACUCUCAAGCAAAUGCCAAAAAUGGUCGAGGGAGUCACCAUUAAUGAGGAGGAAGCAACUCCUAAGGCUGUAUGCGAGACAUGCAGCCUAGGAAGGUCGAAUCGACAAGUGUCAAGGAAGCCAAUUGGACGAAGCUUUGGCCGUUUUGGAAGAGUACACUUCGACCUCAUACAGCUUCCUUAUGCCUACAAUAAGCAUCGAUGGAUCUCUCAUUUUUACGUCGAAGGAAUUAGGUUUCACUGGGUUAUGACGCAUGAAAUGAAGUCUGAAUGUCAGCUAGCCAUUACCCAGUUCGUCCAAAUAGCCAAGAAUUGGUGGAACCUACCUAUCAAGGCCUUCCAUUAUGACAAUGAAACUUCCGCAGGAAGGGUGUCAGAACGGAGUCUAACAUCGGACGGUAUAGUGGUCUAUCACAGUCCACCAGGGCAUCCAGAAAUGAAUGGAAACGCUGAAAGAGCAGGGGGUGUCAUUCUCAUACGUAUGAGGAUGCUGACACUUGAAGGCAAGCUCCCGAAGGAGCUAUGGCCUGAAGCAGCAAUGGCAGCAGUCUGGCUGCUAAAUCGGACGCCUACCUAUAUCGCGCAUGAGAACCGCUGGGUAGUGCCAUGGGACGAGGUCCGCAAGAGAUUCGCCAGCGACGGCGAAGCUAUUCCGAAGGUCAACCUAUCAAACGUGAGGUUGUAUGGAAGCCUUGCUUACUGCCGUAUUGAGAAGCAAGUGCAAUCGGAUAAGAUGAAUCCACGCGCUGAGGUCGGUUUCCUAGUCGGCUAUCUAGCAGCAAAUGUCUGGAAAAUAUGGUUUCCUCAGCAUGGAAAGGUCAGGCUGGUUAGGGAUGCCGUAUUCGAUGAAUCACGUCGAUACUCACUAGGUUUUCAACCCUCUCAGCCGAUUCCAAUGCCAUUGGAGAAGGAGCCGCAGGAAUUGGACCUAGCGGAGGCUGAGAGAGUAUUCCAGGCAUCAUUAACAAAUGGAGAGAUACUUGAAUUGGAAGCUAGGACCGAUAACGAAGACGUCCAGGAAGGACCAGUGAGAAAUGAGACUCCAGGAAGAGAUAGUUCUUCGGCCGAAAAACCAUCUCAUACAGCAAGCCGCCAAGGGGUGUAUAAUACACCUAGCAGCCGACGUUUUGAACCUAUAUCGGUCCUACCAGGCGCUUUCCCACAGGAAAUUCCACUACCUCCGACACCUCCAAGUGAACAAGAACCUCCUGCAGCUCGUCAGGGGGUGGAGACACCGGAAAUGCCGGCCAGAGACCAGCUCCAGGAGGUCCAGCAAGCGACCCAGGAAGCUCAGGAAAACAGUGAAUCGGACGAUGAAGCUGAAGCACAGCUGCAAGCGGAGCUAGCACCAAGAGAACUAGCUCCAAGAGACAUCAACGGCGACCUAGAUGAGGCAAAUAUAAUGUCUGGACCAAGAAGAAGGUCAGCAAAACGGGAUGAUGCCUUCGCGUACGCUACCAUGGAAGAACCCCCAGCCUUCCUCCAUGCAUUCGCAGCGGCCCUAUACGCGGAGAAGCCAAUAAGACGUCAUCGGGACGAUCUACCUGAUCCCCCGAAACAUUGGAAAGACGUCAUGAAUCACCCAUUUCAACAAGGCUUCCUAGCCGCCAUGCGCAGAGAAAUAGACUCUCUCACAGAGAAAGAGACGUAUAAGGUGGUAGAUCGUCCAAAGGACCGGGGAAAGCAGGUCUUGCCGCUGCUAUGGGUCUUCUCAUACAAAUUAGACCAGGACGGCUUCCUAGUCAAAUUCAAAGCUCGCAUUUGCGUGAGAGGAGACCUCGAGACAAUUACAUCAGAGGAAAAGAGGGCUGCAACGCUAGCAGCUAGAACCGCGCGAAUGAUCUUCGCGUUGGUAGCAGCAUUCGACCUGAAUUUGAGACAGCGGGACGCUGUGACAGCAUUCCUUAACAGCAGGCUGGAAAAGGAGGUAUACACCAGGAUGCCGGAAGGUUUUGGGAUGCAAGGAAAAUGCUGGAAGCUUCACAAAGCGCUAUACGGGCUAAGAAUCUCACCGCGCCUGUGGCAGCAGGAAGCAGCAGAGGUUCUUAGCAAGCUAGGCCUAAAGCAAGCACCCGAAGACCCAUGCGUCUUUAUUGGAGAAGGAAUCAUCGUCUUCUUUUACAAAGGGACCUCGAAGCGCAUUGGGAGCUUACUGACCAUGGAGAAGCUGAAUGACCUGAAGCCGUACGAAGGCAUUGCAAGCGCGCAAGAAAUACACCUAUAUCAGCAAAAGCACCACCGAGCCGUCGAUCGGGCUAUCACCUACCUCUACACCACCCGUUUCCUAGCAAUCGAAUACAAUGCGGAGGUGGAUAUGGACUCGGUGCAGCUAGCAAGCGAUGCAUCGUACGGUGAUCAUGCAGACCGGAAAAGCUCUGCAGGCUAUAUCUGCCAGGUCUACGGCGGACCUGUAGACUGGAAAGCCACCAAGCAGCGGACGGUGACAACCUCAACCACCGAGGCCGAGCUUCUCGGUCUAUCUGAAGCCGGCAAGCAUCUCCAAUGGUGGAGAAGACUGCUUGGCCGAGUGGGCUUCGAGGCAUCGCACGUCCUCACCAUUGAGUGCGAUAAUGAGAGAGCUAUUGGUCUGAUCACUGCCGACGAUGCUAGCUUCGACACGAAGCUUCGGCACGUUGAUAUUCAUCACCUUUGGCUGAGACAGGAAGUGAAGGCGGGACGCGUCGCCGUACGCUGGGUCCCGACAGCGAAAAUGGUCGCUGAUGGCCUGACGAAGCUGCUUUCUCGGCAGAAGCAUGCAAGCUUCGUCAAGCUCUUGCGGAUGGUCGAAAUUGGAGACCUGGUCAUGAAGAAAUGA